Messenger RNA from Durio zibethinus, 1232 nucleotides. Its product is annotated as putative pectinesterase 63. The record is from RefSeq and is a predicted model, not a curated record. Lineage: Eukaryota; Viridiplantae; Streptophyta; Magnoliopsida; Malvales; Malvaceae. Gene Ontology annotation, molecular function: pectinesterase activity. Gene Ontology annotation, biological process: pectin catabolic process; cell wall modification.
AUGAUGAAAUCAUCAAUUCUUCGAUCAAAAAUCGCUGAAGAAAUGAAAAGCUUCUCCUUUCUUACCACUCUUUUACCAACUUUGCUCGCUCUUCAAUCCACUGUAAUUCCCCAUGCCAAUGAACCCGCUUCUUUGCCAGUUGCACCCACCCUUGAGUCAUGGAUCGCUCGGAACAUGAAAGAACACCAAGAAAGGAAAGCCAACAUUGCCAAUGGCUUCAACCGCACUGUUCUGGACCAGCUCCUGGUCAAGGCGGAUGACGGAAGCGUUAAGGUGAUCAAGGUAAAGAAAAAUGGCAGUGGAGACUUCGACACGGUGACUGCCGCCGUAGAUAGCAUUCCUUUGGAGAACAUGAAAAGGUUGGUGGUUUGGAUUGGUGGUGGCGAGUACUUUGAGAAGAUCACGAUUAAUAGAACCAAGAAUUUUGUGACGUUUUAUGGGGACCCGAUGGAUAUGCCUAAGAUUGUGUUUAAUGGGACGGCGGCGGAUUUUGGUACUGUGAAUAGUGCGACGGUGGCAGUGGAGAGUGACUACUUCAUGGCUGUCAAUAUUGCCUUUGUGAAUUCAGCUCCAAUGGCGGAUGGCCAAAAAGUGGGGGCACAGGCAGUAGCGAUGAGAAUAUCAGGGGACAAAGCAGCAUUCUAUAAUUGCAAGUUUAUAGGGUUUCAAGAUACCUUGUGCGACGAUAAGGGCAUGCAUUUCUUCAAGGACUGCUACAUUGAAGGCACUGUUGAUUUCAUUUUUGGAAAUGGCAAAUCCCUUUAUUUGAACACCACAAUUCAAUCUGUUGCAAAGAAUCUGGGUGUGAUCACAGCACAAGCUAGGGAAAAGGUAGGCGAUGAUAGUGGAUUUACAUUCCUUUACUGCAAUAUAACCGGUGGAGGCAACAGUACCACUUACCUUGGCCGUGCAUGGAAGCAAAGGCCUAGAGUCAUCUUUGCUUUCACAUACAUGGGCACCGUUAUCAACAGUAAAGGCUGGUCCACUGAUAAGCACCCUGAGCGCAACCAGACUGUAUAUUAUGGAGAAUACAAGUGUAAGGGGCCUGGGGCUAGUUCCUCUGGUCGAGUUGGAUUUGCAAAAAUUCUUAGUGAGCUAGAGGCUAAACCUUUCAUGAGCUUGACUUAUAUCCGUGGAAGCAAUUGGCUUCUACCACCUCCCAGCUUGUGAAAGCUUUACCAAAUAAACGAAGGAACAAUGUAAAUGCAUUCUGCAAAUAUGUAUCGUGUAAA